AUGGAGGGUCAUGCUUAUGACCGAUUUGGGGAUGGGGAGAGGGACAACUACCAGAUUGACUACAGGAGGAUUGUAGGGGACAUGGAACCAGCACGGCCUCGCACCUCAAACAAAGAGGGGGAACAACCCCACCCCUGUGGUGCCUAUGUCCACUCAACGCCACAUGGACAUGGGCAUGAGACAGCAGCACAGCGAUACAGUGCUACACGUAUCCAAGCCGGAUACGAACCAGAGAGCAUGGCGGACUACUUGAUCAGUGGAGGCACAGGUUACGUCCCUGAAGAUGGAUUAACAGCACAACAGCUCUUUGCUAUUGGCGAUGGACUUACAUACAAUGACUUCUUGAUCCUCCCUGGUUUCAUAGAUUUUACUUCUGAUGAGGUGGAUCUAACUUCUGCAUUGACAAGGAAGAUAACCCUGAAGACACCUCUUAUUUCAUCUCCCAUGGAUACAGUCACAGAGUCAUCCAUGGCCAUCGCUAUGGCAUUGAUGGGUGGGAUUGGAAUAAUUCAUCAUAACUGUACAGCUGAGUUCCAGGCCAAUGAGGUGCGCAAAGUCAAGAAAUUUGAGCAGGGUUUUAUCACAGACCCUGUGGUAAUGAGUCCCCGACACACAGUGGGGGAUGUGUUUGAGGCCAAGAUACGCCAUGGUUUCUCUGGGAUCCCUGUUACAGAGACCGGCAAAAUGGGAAGCAAGCUGGUCGGCAUAGUCACCUCCAGGGACAUAGACUUUCUGUCUGAGAAGGACCAUGACAGACCCCUGGAGGAGGCAAUGACAAAAAGGGAAGAUUUAGUUGUUGCACCUGCUGGAGUCACACUAAAAGAGGCUAAUGAUAUACUGCAACGUAGCAAAAAAGGUAAAUCUGUGAAGAUGUGCUCUAGAGCAAGUGCAACCCUUGGGCUGUUUUCUUCCUUCUUUCACUCAUUUUACACCCUUACUCUCUUAGGCAAGCUCCCCAUCGUGAAUGACAGUGAUGAGCUGGUUGCCAUCAUUGCUAGGACUGACUUGAAGAAGAACAGAGAUUAUCCUCUGGCUUCCAAAGAUUCCCGUAAACAGCUGCUGUGUGGAGCUGCGAUUGGUACCAGGGAGGACGACAAAUACAGACUGGAUCUCCUCAUGCAGGCUGGCGUGGAUGUGGUAGUCCUGGACUCCUCCCAAGGAAACUCAUUGUAUCAAAUUAACAUGAUAAACUACAUCAAACAGAAAUACCCUGAACUUCAGGUGGUUGGAGGAAAUGUGGUGACAGCUGCUCAGGCUAAAAACCUCAUAGAUGCAGGCGUGGAUGCUCUGAGGGUGGGCAUGGGGUGUGGCUCUAUCUGUAUCACCCAAGAAGUAAUGGCAUGUGGACGGCCCCAAGGUACAUCGGUAUACAAGGUUGCAGAGUAUGCCCGACGUUUUGGAGUGCCAGUAAUUGCUGACGGAGGCAUUCAGACUGUUGGACAUGUGGUGAAAGCUCUGGCCCUGGGAGCAUCUACAGUGAUGAUGGGGUCAUUGCUCGCAGCAACUACCGAAGCUCCAGGAGAAUAUUUCUUUUCAGAUGGUGUGCGUCUGAAAAAGUAUAGAGGAAUGGGCUCCUUGGAUGCCAUGGAGAAAAACAACAGCCAGAAACGCUACUUCAGUGAGGGAGAUAAGGUGAAGGUGGCACAAGGUGUCUCAGGAUCAGUACAAGAUAAAGGCUCCAUCCAUAAGUUUGUUCCUUACCUCAUUGCGGGGAUCCAACAUGGCUGUCAGGACAUAGGAGCCAAGAGUUUGUCCAUUUUACGGUCGAUGAUGUACUCUGGAGAGUUGAAGUUUGAGAAGAGAACCAUGUCUGCUCAGAUGGAGGGGGGAGUUCAUGGCCUCCACUCUUACGAGAAGCGGCUUUACUGAGGCAGGAGGAAGAGGAAACACUCGAUCAGGACCUAACGUCCCAACCCCAGCAGCUAUGAGCAGAUGCAGCGGGCGCGUGUGAUCAAACUACAAACACAAAAGCUCUCAUUGCUGUACAACAUCCAUACUUCAAAAUCUGACACUGCUUUUCUAUGUCCUCCUCUCUUUUUCUCGUCUGUCAGUCCCAUCUCUGACCCCUUCAAGGAUAGACAACACAGUAGACC
Messenger RNA from Thunnus maccoyii (southern bluefin tuna), 2093 nucleotides. RefSeq names its product IMP (inosine 5'-monophosphate) dehydrogenase 1a (gene impdh1a). The coding region runs from base 1 to 1869 and encodes 622 amino acids. Gene Ontology annotation, molecular function: IMP dehydrogenase activity. Gene Ontology annotation, cellular component: cytoplasm. NCBI's taxonomy places the organism in Eukaryota, Metazoa, Chordata, Actinopteri, Scombriformes, Scombridae. Gene Ontology annotation, biological process: GTP biosynthetic process. The transcript has 14 exons. The record is from RefSeq and is a predicted model, not a curated record.